Molecule: messenger RNA, 275 nt
Organism: Striga hermonthica
Lineage: Eukaryota; Viridiplantae; Streptophyta; Magnoliopsida; Lamiales; Orobanchaceae
Source: the annotation of a GenBank genome assembly
GGAUGUCGAUUGUAGUAAGUGAUUCUAUGGGUAUAGAGCCCGGGCCCAACGUGCCUCCUGUUAACGGGCUUGUGAGUAUGAUGUCGGGCCAAAUCGGGGUGGACUUUGCGAGAUGCUAUUGUUGCGGGCUUACUGAGGAGUGCACCCUAACAUACACAGAAACAAUCCGAGAAAGUAUCUCUCGUAUGUUUAAAACUCCUCUUCACUAUCAAGACAAAAAAAGUCAUUACUCCGAAAAUCUCUCCAAACUCACUCCUGUCAAGCCCGUAAUCUGA